AUGGCGAACGCUACUGAGGACUCCAUGCCUAAGAAGAAACAAGGAGCAAAAAGCAGACGCUCUCCGUGGUGGAACUCCGAAUGUUCAAAGGCAUUGCGCGAUCUCAAACAUCCCCCCGACAACCGCUCUCGCAACGCCCGCCGUGCAUGCCUGCGGGGCGCUAUCAGACGCGCUUGUAAAUCUCACGCCGACCAAGUCUGCAAAGCUGCAUCCAUUGGAAAUGUAUUCCGAUUCACCAACUGGUACAAGGGCAAACGUCGAGCACCCCUCCCUCCAAUACGAUUUGGUGGAGGGCUGGUCACAGUGCCACAACAGAAAGCUAUUGCGCUGACCGAUAAAUUCUUCCCAAAAGCCACAUCCUCUUGGGUCUCCCUCAAACCCCUCGGGAUCCCCCAAGCCCCCGAAAGACCGUGGCACAAUAUCACUAAGGAGGAAAUAGAGACUGCACUCGCAAGCUCCUCCAACACUUCAUCACCCGGAGCCUUUGGAACCAACUACCGUCUAUUAAAAUGGGCUUUCUCAGUCAGGCCGAACCCCAUCCUUAAUCUGUACAACGGCUGUCUCACCCUUGGAUACCAUCCGUCCUGCCUCCGGAACGCGGUCAUAGCGGUCAUACCCAAGCCAAACUGCAGCAAUAUGUCUGAUCCCAAGUCCUACCAACCUAUUUUGCUCCUGGAGACCCUCUCAAAAUGCCUUGAGAAAGUGGUUACACGUUGUCUUAUCUUUGAAGCUGGCAAAUUCAACCUUAUUCCUCAUUCACAAUUUGGCGGACGCGACAUGACCUCUUGUGCAGACGCUGGAUUGUGCCUCACGCACAACACAAGAACCCAAUGGGCCCUUGGGAACCAUGUCUUGCUACUCACAAUGGAUGUCUCUGGAUAUUUCAAUAAUGUUGACCACGCCAGGUUAAUUUUCACUUUGAAAAGACUGGGAUACGCGCACGAAAUCUGCCAGUGGAUCCAAUCCUACCUACUCAAGAGAACCGCGCAACCAAAAAUUGACGAAACUCUGUGCGACCCAAUCAACUUGCCCGCGGUUGGUAUCCCCCAGGGAUCCCCCCUCUCACCCAUAUUGUCAUCAAUUUACUCUAUUCCCCUCCUACGUGCAAUUCAAGAUCCCCAAGCUCUCACCUAUGCUUACGUUGACGAUUUCUCCAUUCUUGCCUUCUCCAACUCGCACGCUUCCAAUACCACAAUCCUUCAGAACAUUGCAAACACCGCCAACAACACUCUCAGAGCACUUGGACUAGAGUUUGAACUCCCAAAAUCCAACCUUAUUCACUUCACCUCUUGCAAACAACAACCAUCUAAUGCCCAAAUCACGCUCACACAUGACCUCGGCACUUCCGUAAUAACACCCAAAGUUGUGGUUCGCUGGUUGGGAUUCUACCUGGAUCAAAAACUUAAUUUCAAGGAGCAUGUACGCUACAUGGCCAACAAGGCAAACGCAAUUCUAGCUGGUCUCCAUAUGCUAGCUGACACUGUCAAGGGCAUGUCCAUGAGACACGCACGUAUCUUAUUCAUUGCGUGCGUCAGACCCAUUCUCACAUACGGCUCCCUCAUUUGGUUUCACGGUGGCUCACCGGAGCAUUCAAAACCUCUCCAACAGACGCCCUACACCAUCGCCUCCAUUCCUCCCAUCCACAUCUACCUCCAAAGACUCAACACAAACGCUGCCACCAAAUUGAGAGCCCUGCCCAGACACGCGGAAAUUAGCUGCCGCCUCCCUAAGGCCUGGGACUCCCAUGAUCCCACCUUACCACACCCCCCCAAGCCUAAACGUUGCCAGACAGCCGUCCCUUCCCCCAUCGUCCGACUAGCGGCACUGUCACACCCAGAAUCCGAAUUCCAAACCCUGUACCUUAACCCCCCCUGGGUCCCGGAAAAUCCCUUCCCUGGCAGACUACAAUUUGCCUUCCCCCCUGCCGGCUCCCCAAAAGAUUGCCAAGCAAAGAUUGCGGAGAACGCCAACCGCCUGAUCGACGCACUCGCGCACAAGGGAACCCUGAUUGGAUUCUCCGACGGUUCAAAAGAGGUCCGUUUGGGAGUCCGGAAAGUAGGAGUUGGAUACAGCAUUGUAUGGAAGAAAGAGGAGGUCGCCAAAUUCAGCGGCGGCAUUGGCCCUCGCGCGGACAUAUUUGAUGCCAAAAUGCUUGCGCUUGCGCUCAUUGUCCGCAGAUGCACGCGAUUUGCAAAGUCACACAAUAUUCUCAGAAUCCACAUCUUCUUGGACAACCUAGCCGCCGUACGCAUUAUCAACAAAUGCAGCCCCCAUGCCGCCCAAUACGCAUCAAUACUAUUCCGAAAAGAGGCCCACACAUUCCUUCAAGGCAACGCAAGGAGGUCAAUUGUGGUCCAAUGGAUCCCAGGCCACUCCAAAAUCAAAGGCAACAAACGUGCGGACAAACUGGCUAACGCAGGACUCGACUCCUGCCCCACGCCGUUCUUUAACCGGACCGCUACCUGGGCCAAAUGCCGCGCCACUCAACGCGCAGCCAAGUCAUGGGGACGCUUAUGGGCAGAACACCCCCACUCAAAAACGGUCCAAAAACACAUCCCACGUCCCCCGGCACUCAAAUUGCACCCAAUAUUCCAAAACCCCAGUAUCCCUCGAUCGGUGUCCUCCCGCCUCAUCCACGUUAUGACAGGCCACGGCUGCUUCGGCGAAUACAAGGCCAGAAUGCCUUUCAUUAACGGAAGCGCCAAGUGCCAAUGUGGCGACCCGAACCAAACCAUCCCCCACCUCCUGUUCCACUGCCCGCUUGCCAAAGACAGCCGCAAGCUCCUUUUUGAAGCGGCACCAGACCUCAACCCCGCAACCCUCUUUGGGACCCCCAAGGGAUUGGAAGCGGUCGCCAAAUUCAUCUACCAUUCCGGAAUUGGCCUAUAUAAAUAG
Messenger RNA from Rhizoctonia solani, 2895 nucleotides. Its product is annotated as Reverse transcriptase from mobile element jockey protein. Bases 1 to 2895 code for a protein of 964 amino acids. Lineage: Eukaryota; Fungi; Basidiomycota; Agaricomycetes; Cantharellales; Ceratobasidiaceae. The record is from RefSeq and is a predicted model, not a curated record. Gene Ontology annotation, molecular function: nucleic acid binding; RNA-DNA hybrid ribonuclease activity. The transcript has 2 exons.